CGACUCGUCGGAUAAAACGUUUAGAGUUGAACCCCCCCAAAAAUAGCUCGUGUUUCAGGUUGGAUAAUAAACAGCCGGAGCGAAGAUUGUUUCCUUUUCACUCGAUCGACUCAUUUGCGUCGGUCGGACGGCGCGAAGGGGGGUUUCAACUUAAAAAAAAAAAAAACGAACCCGCAGACAUUUUGUUAUUUCUGAGAAUUUUGCGUUUUUUUAUUUAAAUAAUUGUCCUACUUUUUUUCCCUCCAUCCGCGUAAUCGCGACUGGUUAAAAGCGAGCGAACGGACCGCUUUAAAAGGACAACCACAAAAAAAGCGUAGGAGGAAACCAUUACACCCCCCUCUCCCUCGCCUCCCUCCCUCCUCCCCCCCCUCCGCUCACCAGCUAAAUCCAAACACCGCGGUGUGCAUAACGUUCGUAAUUUACAUGCGUUGAGCUCGCGCGUUGCCCGGUGCGUAGAGGCGGAAGGCUCGAUGGAUCAUUUUGACUGACAGCCUCUGAAGAGUCAGCUAGCUUUAGCCAGCGAGGAAGCAGCGCUGCCGGGUUGCUUCUUUUUUUCCUUCUUCUUCUUCUUCCUCUGUUCGCAGACACGGAAAAAUACGGGUUCGGGACGGGUACCGCUACGUGACACUGACUCUGUCACAGCGAAAAAGACGUCAAAGUAUCGCUUGUAUUUGGGUUAAUUGUUUGUUUGUUUUUAGUGUGGGGGGCUCGGGGGGGGGUUGCUAGCUACCGUUAGCUAGUCGUUCUGCUAACGCCGGACGGCUCCUGUAUGCGGCGGGGCUAGCUCUGGACAAAGGACCAACGCGAGGAAAAUUAUAAACACGGAGCACUUAGUUGAUCGUGUUCAGGAAGGAAAGCAACACACCAGGAAUUGACAUGAUGUUUCCACAAUCAAGACACUCAGCUUCAUCGCAGCAGCUGAAAUUCACAACCUCUGACUCCUGUGACAGGAUCAAGGAUGAGUUCCAGUUCCUCCAAGCACAAUACCACAGUUUGAAGCUCGAGUGUGACAAGUUGGCCAGUGAGAAGUCAGAGAUGCAGCGCCAUUACAUCAUGUACUAUGAGAUGUCCUACGGGCUCAACAUUGAGAUGCACAAACAGGCUGAGAUCGUGAAGAGAUUGAACGGAAUCUGCGCACAAGUCCUCCCCUACCUGUCUCAGGAGCACCAGCAGCAGGUCCUGGCAGCCAUAGAGAGGGCCAAGCAGGUCACCCCCCCAGAGAUGAACUCCAUCAUAAGGCAGCAGCUCCAGGCUCACCAGCUGUCUCAGCUCCAGGGCCUGGCCCUGCCCAUGACCCCCCUGCCGCUGGGCCUGAGCCAGCCGAGCCUCCCCGCCGUCACCACCUCCUCCGGUCUCUUCUCCCUCUCCUCCCUGCUGGCCUCCCAAGCCCAGCUGGCCAAGGAGGAGAAGGCCUCUCGCGAAGGAGUCGACAGCCACCGCGAGGAGGACGGAGACAAGUCCGAUUAGACGGGGGGGGGGUCCCCCAUUCAGCUGCGCUUUUUUUGUCCAGAGACCUGAAUCCCUAGAUCCCCCCCCCCCCUCCCUCCCUCCCUCUCUCUCUCUCUUUCUCUCUGACCUUAGCUAUUACGGGCUUCAAUCCCAUCAACACAACUCCAGCUUCAGACCCCUAACCAACUCCCUUUCAUUGGGAGGGCUUUGGCCCCGCCCACUUACGCCAGACUAGUCCCGAUCGCUCCAUAUUUAUCGCGCCGAGGUUGUUUCUUUAUCGUCCCUUCUCUCUCAUCAUCGGGGGGUCUCCCGGGUCUUGUUCGAUUUAACGACUCUCUUCUCUGCAUGUGAUAAAGCUUCAGUUAUCUUGUGUUUUUUUUCCAUCAGUACUGCUUUCUAUUUUGGUUCCUUCCUGCCUUCCUGCUCUGGCUCUCGGUUCUUAUUCCUGUUGAGUUUCUUUUUUUUUUUUUUUUCCUCUCCUCGUCCUCUCGCCUCUGUUCUAAGCUGGUCCUCGUUAUUCAGGACUGAUCUGUGACACUGAUCGCAUCGCACCGCAGGCUAAACGUUAUUUGGCAAGCUGUAAUACUCUUCAGACACAACACAGGACUCCCAAGAACUCCAUUUUCCCCCGACGAGGAGGUCCGACAAUAUUUUUUGGCAGCACCGAUUGCAUGCAUUCAUUCCAAGGUACAACUUGGCUUUGAGUUUAACUGGUGGAUUGUUAUGGAUCAUAGAAGUGUUUAACUAGUGUCAUUUUCCCCUUCUAAAGGGAGAAACCACACACACACACACACACAGACAUCCCAAAAUCGUUAUAUUGGGAAGAUGUCUCCAAACCAGAAAUUCUGAAUUCAUCUUAAAGAAGCAGCACCUCUGUAGAGUAGUUGAUAAAGUAACCCUCCCCCCACGUGAGGUGCCUGUUAAGUACGACAUCCCACCCGCACCUCAACGGAGGGGCAACAUUUCCCCGCGGCCCGUAAGUGAGCAGAGAUGCUGCUCGCCUCCUGUAGCGUCUCCAUCACCCUCUGCAUCUUUAAUGAGUGUGUGCAUGUUGCGUGUGUGUCAGCAGGGGGCAGUGUGGGUCUGCCUCACCAACGGCUUCAGCGCAAAAGGAAAAACACUGAACAAAGGCCGUAAAUUGGGCCGUUUCACGAGACGUAAUCUCUGCAUGCGCUCACUCACAGUCUCUGGUCAGGAUCCAGUUCUCUUGGGGUGGGGGAACCCGUCUUAGAACCUCAGAGUGGAAGCUGAGCUUUCGAUCCCUCUGUCAUUUCCGAUUCGAAUUACGGUACAUUUUUGACUGGCGGUGCAGAUCCGUCGCAUGUGGGGUUAACGUUAUUCAGUACGGCUGCGAUGAGUAACCCCCCUCCUCCCGCUCAGCCUCACAGGCCCUGUUUUCAAGUCAGCCUCACCUUUGCUGGGAGUAAUGCGAUGUCACCAAAACUCUGGCGCUGUGUUCAAAACUGUCUGUCAGAACUUUAGGGCCCUCAAAAGUCUUCCUGGUACACGGCUUGAUGGUGGAGGCAGAUUGAAACAGCCUUGUGUGGCUUUUCUACAAACACUCAGAAGCAGACUUCCUUUUCUCCGACGCUCUCUGAUUGACACUGUGAGAAUGAAUUGACGUGUGAAAAUAAACAAUUUCGCUUAAUCCGGGGGGGGGGGGGGGGGGGGACACACCGCCCCACACAGUCCUUGGCUUGCUGUCGAUAAAAACAAAUUAGAACGUUAUGGCACCCAGAGUAAAGCUUUUUGUUUUGUCCCAAAGCUCAGACGACAAGCGCCGCUGUUGCCGUGGUUACUUUAGUGACGCGCGUUCACACGCAAACACACACCGACAUUUUUCUUAACUUUUUAAAGAAUGCAAUCAAUGCACUUGUUUUGUUUUUCCCUCUUUCUUGGAAAUAUGAAUCAAUACGAAGCAGAACGAGAGUUACAAGGCUGACGUUAUAAACAUACAAAUUUACUUCUAUGUAUUUGUUCAAGUAGUUGGAGGCGCAGUUAUACAUAGAAAGCUUUAUGUGUAUAUAGCUGCAUCUUUUCUUGUCUGUCCUGGAUGAUUUUUGUGCUAUUGUGUAACAAAAACUGAUGUGACACCGGGGGGAGGAGGCGGGGGGGGGGGGGCUGCAGUACGUUGACCUUUGACCCCUUCUCUCCUCUCUGACCCCCCCCCCCCCGCCCCUACCCUCUUCUCCCACGCCACAUCCCACCUUCCUAACUUUUUGCCCCCAUAGCGUGAUGCAUUGUAAGCGUUUUGAGCUUUGUAAAGGUCUUUUUUUAAAUACUUAUUUUGUGCAUAAUGUAAAACCUGAAAGUGUGUACUUUGGCAAAAAAAAUGUUUUGUGUCUGAAAUCAUAGCUUCAUUGAAACAAAAAAAAAGAACCUAUUAAAAAGUACAACAAACAUUUACUAUAAAUAAUAUGAAAUGUUCUGCAGUAAGGAAGGACUUCUGGUGCCUUACAAAUAAAGUCAAUCAAAUCAAAAGUC
This is a messenger RNA of Gasterosteus aculeatus aculeatus (three-spined stickleback), 3933 nucleotides long. It is a transcript of the gene tle5, whose product is annotated as TLE family member 5, transcriptional modulator. Gene Ontology annotation, biological process: regulation of DNA-templated transcription; negative regulation of canonical Wnt signaling pathway. Gene Ontology annotation, molecular function: transcription corepressor activity; protein binding. The record is from RefSeq and is a predicted model, not a curated record. NCBI's taxonomy places the organism in Eukaryota, Metazoa, Chordata, Actinopteri, Perciformes, Gasterosteidae. Gene Ontology annotation, cellular component: transcription regulator complex; nucleus.